Molecule: messenger RNA, 4512 nt
Organism: Sitophilus oryzae (rice weevil)
Lineage: Eukaryota; Metazoa; Arthropoda; Insecta; Coleoptera; Curculionidae
Gene: Snap25
Product: synaptosomal-associated protein 25
Exons: 8
Coding region: 126-764 (212 amino acids)
Biological process (GO): exocytosis; synaptic vesicle fusion to presynaptic active zone membrane; synaptic vesicle priming
Cellular component (GO): SNARE complex; plasma membrane
Molecular function (GO): syntaxin binding; SNAP receptor activity
Source: RefSeq, a predicted model, not a curated record
AUCGUAAGCGUUUAUUUUAAAGUGAUAUUCUCACGAUUUUUAAAAGGGUUUGGCUGGACAGUGCGUCUGGUAUCUUGGCACAAAGUUAUUGAUUUUUCGUAGUCUCAUCUCUUUCCAUUUGAUAUAUGAAAAUGCCGGCGCCUGCACCAGCUGAAAAUGGGGCUCCCAGAACGGAAUUACAGGAGUUACAGCUCAAAUCCCAACAAGUUACUGAUGAGUCACUGGAGAGCACAAGACGGAUGUUGGCGUUAUGCGAAGAGAGCCACGAGGUGGGGAUGAAAACCCUGGUCAUGCUGGAUGAACAGGGGGAACAAUUGGACCGGAUCGAGGAUGGCAUGGACCAGAUCAACACCGACAUGAGAGAGGCGGAGAAGAAUUUGACAGGGAUGGAGAAGUGUUGCGGGUUGUGUGUGUUGCCUUGUCAGAAAGGUUCGUCGUUUAAAGAAGAUGAAGGUACAUGGAAAGGCAACGAUGACGGUAAAGUGGUAAAUAACCAGCCCCAACGCAUGAUGGACGACAGAAAUGGCAUGGGACCACAAGGCGGAUACAUUGGAAGGAUCACCAACGACGCUAGAGAAGAUGAAAUGGAAGAAAACGUUGGACAGGUUAAUACAAUGAUAGGUAACUUACGUAACAUGGCCAUCGACAUGGGUUCCGAACUAGAGAACCAGAAUCGACAGUUGGAGCGCAUCAACGCAAAGGGCGACUCCAACGCCGCCAGGAUAGAGGUGGCCAAUCAGCGGGCCCACGAUCUACUCAAGUAGACACACCCACACAAAAAUCAAACCGAAAUCGAGCCCGCGUCGACCUGUUUCCGCUGCUAUUAUUGCCGUCAAAAAAUGUUUAUUUAUAUCGCUGCUGUAACCGCUACCGUUUCAUAUCAUCGCUGCUUGGCGCGUGACAAUAAUUUAGGAGGCGUGGCGAGGGCGUGGCAGCGGGAAUUGGUCGCGGGAGUGGCCGCCGCCUGAUCGUAGUGGGGAUUGGUCGGUGGGCGUGGACGUUCAGCCUUUGUUUGUCUCUUGCGGGCGCGGUGAGCGAGGUUUUGGGAACAGGUUUCUACUGGCUUGGGAGGUUUGGUUGUAAAGUAGACUUAGUGUUUCUUUUUAACGAAUAUUAACUAAUCGUCUGCGUCCAUUCAGACCAAUCGCCAUCCCUAGAUCUUGAAUGUUAACACGGAUGUACAUAAAGACAUUUCUGACCCAUCCAAGGGUAAUAUAUCUACUUAACCUAACCAAACAAAAUAUUAUAUUUGUAUUUAUUAUCAUCUAGCUCCUAAGAUAUAUUUGCGAGUAUAUUUAUCAUUGUAGGCUUCAUGUUAUCGAUCAUCCGUUUUAAUGUAAAGUUUAAGAUCCGGGGUCGCGAGUACAGUAAAAUCUCUUUUAAAUCAAUAUUUAUUUUAGAUAGAAUUAUUAGUCUUUAUAGUUUGGGACCCUGCUGGUUCGAGGUCUGUUACUUUUUAAGAGAGAGGCUUUGCUGUACGUCGUAAUAUAGUUAAUUUUGUGGUGAAAUAUAUUGGGGCACACUUUUAUAAAUCUGUUGGACAGGGUGAGAGCAACGAAACACGAAUUGCCGUUGCCAAUCAGAGGGCCAACAAACUACUCAAGUCCUAAAGAAAAAUGGAUAUGCUAUUCACCUUUCGUACGCUACCUUCUCACAUCUUGAUGUUACUGGCUUAGCUAUUACUACCUAUAUAUUAUAUAGUUUACUAUUUAACUACUGAACGUCAGUAUUAACUCGACCCACCAGCGGCUAGAGCAAGUAGUAGUAUGAGGAUAGUCAUAGAUUAGCGCCGAGUUUAUUCUUUCAUAUGUAUGUCGCAGACGUAUGGGUAUAGUAUGUCUUUUUCUGAAAAACCUAGUCUAUAAAAUCAUCUAUAAGGUCCGCUAGAAGUACUACGCCUUUGUUUUUCUGUGUUGCACUUUGAAAAUGUCUUUUAUUUUGUUUUUAAAGUUUUCUGAGAGAUUUACACACUCUGCAUAUAAAGUGAGACACACAUGCAAACAAAUUAUGAAAUACUAAUAUUUUCUUAAUUCAUAUAGAAGCAUAACUUCAUAUUGAAACUCUAGGAUAUUAAAAUUCGGAAUUCUGAAAAUAUUUGUGAAGUUAGGUUAGUUCAAAAUAUGUUUCAUGCAAGCGCUUACUAGAAUAUUUUUAAGACAAGUAGAAGUGUGAACGGCAAGUUCUUCCUUAUGUUCUUAAGGUUAAUGUUAAAGGUAAGGUUAGGACUAAUACUCGAAGCAUGAACCCACCAUUAGAAAAUGAUAUUUGCGACAAAAGUAAAAUAUUACUUAAACAUAACCUCAAAUCCAAAGAAUAUUAAUUUGAUUUCCAGUGUGACUGGCUUUACGCGCAAUGACUAGGCUUUUCGUGAAACAGUAAAUUAUACCACUUUCUACGACAUAUAUAGAUUGUCACCCACAAAGUUACACCCCCUAUAGUUAGUGUCAAAUAGAAUUCAGACAUCUGUCAAAUAUACUAAAAAUGUUUUUAAGUAUGUUUUUAUCAUAAAAAUGUAAAAUAUGCAUAUAAAAAUGCUUGAGAAAUACAAAAUCUGGCAGAGUUGUCACGAUUUUAAAAAUUAUUCUCAAACUUUGCUCAAUAUUACAACUGAGUACAUAGUUGCAUUGGUACAUCUAGCAAUAUUCAUCCAAUACUUGUUUUAAAACUAUACUUGAAUUUUUAAUAUGACAGCUAAGUAUAAAGUAUGCUUUAGGGGUGACACCCAAAGGGUUUAAGACAAGCUGUGAAAAACUUAUUUUUCAACUGGUAAAAACUUUGUUAAAUGACAUCAAAGUUUUGACAGUUUUUCUUAUACGAUAAACAAAGAAUAAACUCCUCUUUGACAUAUCAGGUCCUCUCAUUUUUACCUCACAUGUCAAGUGGUCCAAUAAGACUUGAACGACUACUCAUUAUUCAGCCUCUGAAAUAGAAAAUAUCUGUGUAUAUUAUUAUCAUGUGAGACAAAAGAAGCAAUACCUUUAAAACCUGUUUUAACUCUUGUAUUAUUUACGUUAUUUACUGUAGUGUAUCGUUAUGUGCCUCCUGGAUUUUAGCAAAUCUUUCGUUUGGUUCGAGUUGACUUAACCUCAACUACUAUUUACAUCUAUAUAUGUAGUGAUUUUUAGCCAUAUAUUAUGUAAGUCAUGUUAUGGUUUGUACAAACGACUGGUUACAGUUUCCAUCAGAGUGUGUUAGCGUUUUAAGUUUAUUUUUUCCUAUGUAAUGGAGAUGCUAAGCCAAAAUUAUAUAAGUAUAUUAAGUAUAUUCGACUUGUGUAUUCGUUAAGGAAUAUAUAUUUUUUAUAUAAGGUGUGUCGGUAAAGAACAAUAAUUUGUAUAGUUUAAAAAACUUUUUUAUUUAUUAGAAAAACAAAAUAUAUUAAUAGAAACCAUUGAAUAUAAACACUGAGGUAAGAAGUAGAUAGAAAAUAUUGGCUUGGUAUUACGACCGCGAAGGGUUUUCAAUAUGGCUGACUUGACUUCCGGUUGUUCAGUGGCGUUCGUUUUCUUUUAUCCUGACAAAAUAUAAAAAAAUACUCACUAAUUUGCUGGGGUUUGUUUUACGGUGAAUAAAUAGAUGUUGAUAUCCAUUAUAGUUGAUUUUUUUAGCCUUUUCUUCACUUUUGUAAUAUGAACAAGAAAUGAUACAAAAUAAAUAUAGAGAAGCCCAAACAAACUCACAAAAACUCUUCGAGAGAAUUGUAAAUGGUGAUUCAAAAUGGCUGCCACGACACAUCCUUCCGUCUUUAAUGUACGAAUAUAAAAAUGGCGUUUGACUUCUUAUACGUCUUUUUAUUCAAUGGUCAAUUCCUGAUAUUUAUUUGGCAUCGUUAAAACUGAUUUACGGCUCAACUUACGUUCAUUGCGACGUUGCCGCACUUACCACUUUUUCCUAGUUCUAGUUCUUUACGGACACACCGGUACUACAGAUUAAGAAAGGCAAUACAGUUAAGGUACUUUGGUUUUUAGACAAUAAAAUGUUGGAAAUACGGUAAAUGUCUUGAUUUUUUUAAUCUGUGCUGCGUUUAGCGUCUCUUACUUUCUCUCAAACAUCGAUCUGCACGUUACCUUGCUGCGAUUGUUUAUCGAUUCUUAUUAGAAAUGUAGUAUCGCUAUCGAUAUUUUUCUUUGUCUUCUUCUGAUUCCAUUUCGGUGCCUCGUUUUGAUUGGGUCGAUUGGAGUGACGUCACCCGGUAUGCAACGAUCGCGGAUCCAUUUUAUUUUCGCCCUUAUAGCAACUAGGCUUAGGGUUGAAAUCGAACAAACGCAUAGAGAAGGAUGUAUUUUCAGUUGCAUACCUUGUAACGUCACAACUGUCGGACCUGUUGUCUGCGCCCAAGGCGAUUUAGGAUGCCGUCGUUAGAGUAGAAACGCGAAAGGCAUUUGGUGCAUUUUAAGCUUUAAAUUUGUUAAAUUAUUAUUCGAAAUGUUGAACAAAAACCAAGAGAGUUAAUGGAUUGUUACCCAAGCGGUUUGUAAAUAGGGGAAUCUUCUAUCUGUGCGUGUAAAUAAC